UUGUCCAUCGAUCCCUUUUUACAAAUAUGGGGCGUGUCCUUCGGAGACAGGGUCCAGAAGGCAAGACGGACUUAGAGCAUGUGCAGCUUAGCAUAUACAAAUAUCCCAACAAUGCAAGACAAUAGCCGAUGGAGAGUGAUUGUGAGCUCUGCAGGCCAAACACAAAAGCAGUCUAUCCUAAGACUGAAGGAUAGCGGUCUUAACGCAUCGAACGCGUGUCUACUCAAGGUGUUCAUCAGACUGGCUCUUGAAUGGUUGACAGGUAAGCCUUAAAGGAACCAGCUGAGAAGGAGCCAUGUCGGUCCCAUUUCGGAAAGAGCUAGAGAAAUACAAGAACAUCAACGAAGAUGAGAUCCUCAGCAAAUUGUCCGAAGAUGAACUGAAACAGCUGGAGAAUGUUCUUGACGACUUGGAUCCGGAGAAUGCACUUCUGCCAGCAGGCUUCCGACAGAAGGACCAGACCAGUAAACCUGCCACGGGACCUUUUGACAGGGAGCGGUUGCUGUCCUACCUGGAAAAACAAGCCCUGGAGCACCAAGACAGAGAAGACUUUGUGCCCUUUACUGGAGAAAAGAAAGGAAAAGUGUUUGUCCCUAAAGAAAGACCAACAGAAACUCACAUUGAGGAGAAGGUGACUCUCGAACCUGAAUUAGAGGACGCGCUGGCCAGUGCCUCGGAUACCGAGCUGUACGAUCUAGCAGCUGUCCUUGGAGUGCACAAUUUGGUCAACAACCCAAAGUUUGAUGAGGGAACUACUGGUAAAGAUGGCAAAGAAACUGUGAGAAACGUGGUCAAAGGUGAGAAGGUCAAGCCCGUUUUUGAGGAACCACCAAACCCAACAAAUGUUGAAUCCAGCUUGCAACGAAUGAAAGCAAAUGAUCCUACGCUUGUGGAAGUCAAUUUGAAUAACAUCAAGAAUAUCCCAAUACCAACCCUGAAAGAAUUUGCAAAGGCUUUGGAAACAAAUGCCCAUGUGACAAAAUUCAGCCUGGCAGCUACACGGAGCAACGACCCUGUCGCAAUGGCUUUUGCAGAUAUGUUAAAAGUGAACAAGACCCUGAAAAGUCUGAAUAUAGAAUCCAAUUUCAUUACUGGGACAGGAAUCCUUGCCUUGAUUGAUGCACUGAAAGAGAAUAAAACAUUGACAGAGAUCAAAAUUGACAAUCAGAGGCAACAGCUUGGCACCGCAGUGGAGAUGGAGAUAGCUCAGAUGUUGGAGGAAAACUCGCAGAUUCUCAAAUUUGGGUACCAGUUUACAAAGCAAGGCCCAAGAACCAGGGUAGCAGCAGCCAUCACAAAAAAUAAUGACCUAGUUCGCAAGAAGCGUGUAGAAGGGGAACGUCACUAGACCUGUCUUGGAGGAUGUGGACACGCUACCUGUCAAAAAGCACCGCUCAGAAAAUUCACUGGCCUUAAGGGAAGACACUGGAAAGCAUUGAGAAAAGGGGCGCUCCUGUUCCACUGCCCUAAUCCCCCCUUUCUCUCUUUAAAAAAAAAGUUCCAGCCUGAUUUUCUUUAACUUGCUCACUUAAAGAAAAGCAUGUUUGAAUUAAUUACAUAAAGCCAAGAUGUACAUUCAUGCUUGGAAUUCUGAUUGCCCUGAACUGGCCCCACUCCACCCAAGGCAUGGGGCUCCCUGCUCCCAGCUAACAGACAAGGCCUGAUGCACCAGGAAGUUCUCCUGCACAAAUCCCACUGAAAUGGAUGGGAACCCCCUGGUGGAUUGAGCUUGAUGGGUUCGGACCGUCUCUCUCCCACUCGUAAAGCCUGCCACCUCAUUUUGUCUCACAGGAGGGUUGGAUCUGCCCCAUGUCUGUACAGGCCACCAUGUACCUUCCUUAGGUGGUUGAAAGGAGGCCAAGUGGUCAUUACAAGCUAUCAGUCCCAGAAUCAGUAUCCUCCUCCUCCUCCUCCUGUGCACUCCACCAAAUGGAUCAAAAUCAGACUACGACGUGCCAUAGAAGCAGAGAGAAGGUACAUUGCACAGAAGAGCUUGAGACGCAUUGCAUGCUGGCUCCAUUCAGACAACACCCUAAACCAUGGUUUGUGCUAAUUACACUGAAGCACACAAGUGGAAUGUUCUCAUAUGCAGACAAACAUAGUUUGAAGUUGCCUGCUUGCUUUCAUUUUUUUUUCUCUGCUCAGCAAACCAUGGUUUAGAGUGGCUUCUAUUUACCGUCUGCUCUCCCUUUCUAAUUUUAUGGUACAUGUGCCUCUCGAAGGGACCAACACCCCUAAGUACAGUGUGUUGACUCUGCAUAGACUAUGGUUUGUAAUCCUCUGCAAAUCAUGGUUUCUGAUACUGGUUUCCCGAAGGAUUGCAAACGGUGGUUUACUAAUUCAGAUAUCAGGCCUCCUAACCAUAGUUCAGCAUUGUCUGAACUGAGAGAAAAAGUCAAGCUAUCUGACUCUCCUCCCAACUCUGGGGUUAUUUUGGUGGGCAAAAAGCAUUGUUCCUGAGCUCAAAUAUGGUGGUAAUUCAGACCCAGAGCACCAGCAAAAUCCCUUUCCCCAAAUCAACCUGAAGGGAAUUGGAACUGGGUACAAUCCACCAAACACUGUAUUCCUGAUUGGCAUUAGCCUGAUUAGCAUUGGGUGGAUCCAUCGGUGCAUUUUGGACCAAGUUUGAAAGUAUUGUCAAAGCCUACUUGUUUACAUGUGUUGGUCUGACUAACCGAGUUCUCACUCAGUUGUCCUUUUGGGUGAUGUCAUGUAAUGAACACUAGUUUUGCCAAACCUAGAACAGUGUCAAACUUCAAAUAGUUUUUGAAAAACUAAUAUUUGUGUGCAUGUGCGUGCGUGUAUUUAACAGGAGGUCAGGAUUGUCUUUAACUGCCUCUUUCACAUAGACCAAUGUUCUAAAAACCAGAAAAUGCUUAUUUUCAAAAUGCUUGGUUUUUCUUUUUAAAAACACCCCUGAUACAACUACUUGUACCAUAUAUUGCUACUACUUGUAGAAGACUAACAGAGGCUGUGUAAUCCAAUAUAUAUUUACUGAAAACUAAAUCCUACGGAGUUCAGGGGGACCUAUUCCCAGAUCGGUGUCUGUAGGACUGCGGCCAGGCUGCAGGAAGGGCACCGUCCUGGACAACCAGCGGAGAGGGAGUUUGAUUUUGGGAUUUCCAGGAUAAAGGCACAGUUCCAUCAAUGGGUCCCUUCUCUUAAACAGCUGUUUAAGAGCUGUUGCUUAGGUAAAAGUCAUAAAAGGGUGGGAUAUAGUGAAAGCUGCCGGUCUUGCUAGCAGAUGGGAAGUGUCUACACACCAUGAAGGUCUAAAUGCUUGCGUUAUGAACGAGAAGCUUUUUCAGAGUCCCCCAGCAGUAACAAGUGCCAGUGUCUUUGCUGCUGCAGUUCUGCACCUGCACUGAGCUUGUAACUUGUGCUGGUUUCUGAGACUAAACUCAGCAAAUGGGUCUUUUUCCAAGGGCUUCAUUGCAGGUUUUUGGUGCAUUUUAAUCUGUGUACCAAAUAUAUUUGAACUGUGUACCAUUACGAACGUGAGGAGAGUUUGCCAGGUGGACCAAGCAGGUUAUAUGCAUUGUCCAACGUUAGCAUGCUCCGGGCUAAGCAGCAUCUCCAGUAGCCAGUGCUUGUUGGGAAUGAUGGGAGUUGUAGUUGAACUCAUCUAGAUGGCACCAGCUUGAGGAAUGGUGGCAUAAAAUGUGAAAGAGCCCUGGGUUGUCACUUUUUUUUAUAUUGUCCUAAAACACCACCCCUCGCUUCUCAAGAGAUGGUGAAAAUGCUUUUAUUUAUUAGUGCAAUUUAGAUCUUCAUUGUGGGCAGAAUUGUAGUGGGUCUUUUUAUUGUCUGUGUUGUCACUUGUAUUUGUAAAUUAAUAACAUAUUUAUGAGUGAUCAGGAGUUACAGAUGAAAGAAGUGUGGCUUGCUCCAGACGCAUCCUUGAGCUGUAGUUCCACAGCAGAGGUCCUGCUUUGGAUGCAGAAGGUCCCAGAUUCAGCCCCUGGCAUCUCCAGGAACUUGCCUGAAAUCCUGAUGACCUGUUGACAGGAAAAUGAGCUUCGCAUGUUCCUAGUGCUGCUGUCUCCCAAACAGGGAAGCUUUAAUCUGAGAAUGUUUCCAUGAUAUUUCUUAGACUGCAGUAGUUUCAUAGACAUAGGAAGGUGCCAAAUGCAGCAAUUCCUGAUCUACUGGUGUCCAGUAAGUUUGAUUCCCCCUCAUGUGAGAGUUAGACUGAAACUCAAUUGACUCUCAUAGCUAUGCACGCAUUGUUGUUGCAGCUAAUAAUGUUCAGUUUGUUUAUUUCUCUGAGCCAUAAGCCAAGAAAGCUCCAAAGUAUAAAAAAUAGAUUGCAGCUAAAUUGUUCUGAUAUAUCCAAAAUUGGAAAUAGAAGAUGGUGCAAAACAAUGACGCAAUGUUCUCCAAACUAUGUGAUGGAACAUGGCAGAUGGAAUUGGCCUCAUUAUCAAAUGUACAGCUUCUUGCAUGGCUAAUUUUGGUGAGAUUUAACAACGGGUAAUAUAGGAAAGUAUUGCAACGAACGCUUUUUGUUGUGGAUUUUUUAAUUCUUCAAAUUAUGUAGGAACAGGCUAGCAUGGAUUUAUGAGUGAACACCUCUGUUAGGGACAUGGGGAUGGACUGACUCCAUAUUUGCUGCGUUCAAAGACGUUUGUUGAGUUGGGUGCGGAAUGUGUUCAAAUCACAGCCACACGUCUGUUUUCUCGUGUGACUGGGCCAAUUUGCCUGGAGGUGCUGGCAAGAACUAGCGCCUCCACAUGGGGCCCAUCAUAACAUGGUGGUGUUCUGGAGCUGUGAUUCUGCACGUGAUGGCAGAUCUCCUACAGGUGACUCUACAGCACUUCCAGGUAAAAGUGGUCCUUUGACAGCCUCAUGUGCUUCUGUGAUGAUGUGUGAAACAGCUUGUGAAAAUUGCUGGCCCCGUGUAGCGAUUCCAUUUCUCCCUACUUUGAUUUCCUUACAAGCACAGCCCAACUUUUAACCCAACAAUGGCAGAAAUGUCACACUAAACAAUUGUUCCCUUCUCUCCAAAAGAUUUCCAACAGUGGCAGUCUGAAUUCUUCAAAAGGUCUACCAUAUGUGUUACAUAUUCCACCAAAAGAGGGUUCCUCAAUCAUAAUUUCCAAGAUGAAUGAAUGUCCACUUCGUUUCUCUUUGCCAAGGGAAGUCUUUCUUUCCCAGCUUCCACAAAUCUCCCACGGCCCCUUAUUUAUAUCUAGUGAUGUCCCCUUUUUCAUUUUUGAGCAAGCGGCAAGAACAGCUCCUGUUUGUGUGUUUCAAAUUGCCCAUGUGGACCAGCUUUGUCUUGACAGUUGCAUGAGGCCUAGCCUGAGCCGAGCCAUCCCUAUUGACCCAGGAUAAAUCUGGAAGCUCCGCGUGUGUCAUUUCUCCCUUUCACUCGAAAGGAUGGCGAGAGGCCACAGUCUGUGAUGCAGCAUGUGCUGUGCUUGCACAGGUUCCAGGUGGAGUCCUGGGCAGGGCUAGGAAGGACUUCCUUUCUGGAACGGCGGAGCGGCCAGUCGCGAGUGUACUGAGCCAGAUGGACGGGUGGCCUGCCUCAUCUGCCUGUCCGUGGUCCAUGAAUGGGAUGGGGAUCGGGCACGGACAUGCAGGCCUCGGCACACACCGCCCCUUCUCCGCCCCGCUGCAGCAACAGGGCUGUUCUGAGAGGGAGAUGUUUACACCGAUGAGUCGCGAUGCUGUGCUCCUUGAUUCUUGUUCUUUCAGGGCUCCUGAAUGCCAAGGAGGGUGCAAUUAUAAUGGUAGCCUCUGUAUAUAGGAUCCUGUAUUUGCAUGCUGUAACUCUGUUGUGGGCUUCUUGACUGCUUUUGCCCGUGUGGCAAGCUGUUCCUGCAGGGCGUGUCCUUUGAUCCAAGCCGUACGAUGCCUGUGCUGUGCACACGUGAGUGGUGUUUUGUGGCAUUCUGCUUUGUGGCCUAAUGCAGCCGUGUAGCCCCCUUGUCCUCCUCCCCAGCUCACGUUGGCCUACCUUCUUUACUCAUAGAGGCACCUGCAGGAGGAGUGGCAUUUAAUGGAUAAACUAGUUAGAUUAAUUCAUUAGAAAUAUUCUGAUCAAAUCAGAUGUGCCACCAAGUGAAAAAUAAAUAAUUUCAAUACAUCUGAAGUGCUGAAGAUGGUGGCUGUCAUCCUAAAAGAGGUAUCUGUCCAGUGCAAAGGAAAAUGCCCUCUUUCUGAGUAGCACCUGCCUCAGCCUGUGUACACUUUGAAAAAUUGCUUUUCUCAUCUGCAGAGCUAAACAACUAAUUGAUCCUGAGCAUUCUUGCCAAGAUGUUUUUAACAGGGUUGUCGGACUUGGUAAAUAGGGACAACCAGACAUGGUUGCUAAACUGUUCAUGUGUCUGCUUGGAAAGUCAGAUUCUGGGUGGUUAGAAAUGUCUGCUUCAUCACAGAUCUGCACUCAAGGUGGGGGGGAAAACUUUUCUUUAUCACCUGGCGGGAUGGUGCUGCUGCGGCUGCUGCUACCCUAGAGCCCUAGUCCUGGCAUUGGUUUGUUGUAUGCAUGGCCCCAGUGCUAUUUCACUAUGCAUCCACAUUCAUUCAGAGAUCCAAGGAAAGAGAAGGUUGUAAAAUUCCCACACUAAGCAGGAAAAUGUCAGCCAGUUAUCAUCCUUCCAAGGGGUGAGGAGAAUUUAAGCUCACUUGUGCCUUUGACCAGAAAUCUGGGCUAGCUAGGGAAUGGUAAGAUUCUUCACAACAUUUGGUGGGGCAACACAGAUGUCCCAGUUUGCAGAGGGGUCACAUCUGCAUUUAGAGUUCCUUUGUGCUAAAAGGUUGUCCGUAUUUAGGCAGGGCCAUACGUUCAUGUGAAUUCUUUUGUGUGGUUGAUGGCUAGAAAAGGCUGGCAUGUAUCUUAAAGUCUCCUGGUCACAAGGUGUUUCUGCAGCCAUUCAUCAUGAUGGUGGUACCCUUUUGUUCUCUAUCAAAGGCUGUGUGACAGGCAGAAAUUCAACGGUAAAGCUGUUUGUGCUGUGGUGAUGCCAUGAUGGGAAAAAUCUUGCAUUUGUGGUAAACAGCUGCUAGAGGCAUAGAAGUCAGAAAGAUGGUGAACCUAUUCAUGAGCUCCUGGCUUGGACACCAGGCUGUUCUCGUGAAUGGAUGAAACAUACGCUUUCAGCACAGCUCCAGGGACCAAGGUAUGCAGUAUGAAAACUAGUUUUGGCUGGUGCACAGAGAGCCCUUCUGAAUCCCUGGCCACCUUGAUCAAGUCAUGGAUACUCACUGCCCACAGCAAUUUCCACUGCCUCUCUCCACACCCUUGAAUCUGAUGAUCCAAGCACCAUUCACAUAGUAGGUUAAAGUCAUCAUUAGUCAAUUUUGAUGGGAAAUGGACCAAUACUAUGUGUACCAAAUCAUAAGAGUGACACAGGGUCAUAUCAUUCUCUAAUAGGUACAAGAGCUAAAGAUGUGAAGAAUGCAAAAGGAUAGAGUGUUACAUUCACAUCCACGGAGAAAAAUCAGUGUGGUGUAGUGGUUAAGAGCGUGGGACUGGGACUCAGGCGAUCUGGGUUCGAGUCCCCGCUUGGCCAUGGAGCCAACUGGGUGACUUUGGGCCAGUCACAGACUCUUAGCCCAGCCUACCUCACAGGGUUGUUGUUGUGGGGAUAAGAUGGAGGAGGAGAUGUAAGCUGCCUUGUGCCCUUUGUAGAAAAAGGCGGGAUAUAAAUCGAAAAAAUAGAAUAAACCUGGAAAGUCACUUAUGUGAACCAGUCCUAUUAAAACCCAAGAUCUGCAACUGUUUAGCAUUUAAUGGGAAGAACAGAGGCUGCAGCUGCACCCAAGAACUUGAUAAAGGCUGUUGGCGAAGGAGAAGACUCUCUAAGAUCUGUGCCUAACUGGCCUUACAUAAGUCUUUCAACAGGCACUGGUAACGAACAUAGGGAGAUACACGUUGGUUGAUAGAGGACAAUCCUAGACUCAUUUACAGGCGAGAUCUAGAGUGGGUACAUCCAGGUAGUGAGAUGAGUUAUAUAAGGGUUAGUAUCUGAUUUACUGCUGUCCUAAGCUCAGUUUCUGAGUAGAAGAAGGUCAUCUUUAGAAGAAUAAUGUGACUUUGGAGCACAAAUUAGAACUUCAUUAUUAAAAGAAAUAAUUUGACAAAGGGUUGGGAAUUAGCUAGACAGUUUUCACACACUGCUGUUAUUUGGGUUUUUUGUAUUUUUUUAAAAUAAAAUUUUCCAUAAACACAGGUAGCCAUGGUGUGCAACAUUUAUGUAUUUUUAUAGUGUACCAAGUCUAUGUACAUGUGAAAUGCUAGAAAAUGUUCAGUUUGGAAAACAAACAAUAAACAAUGUUGCAUGUUCACAGCUUUGCAGCAAAAAGGAAGGGAAAAUGUUGACUUCUGAUAAUCAGUUGCUUUUGUAAAUAAAUUUUUCAUAACAAGUCA
This is a messenger RNA of Varanus komodoensis (Komodo dragon), 8380 nucleotides long. Its product is annotated as tropomodulin-2. The record is from RefSeq and is a predicted model, not a curated record. Bases 296 to 1348 code for a protein of 350 amino acids. Gene Ontology annotation, cellular component: myofibril; striated muscle thin filament. Gene Ontology annotation, molecular function: tropomyosin binding. The transcript has 11 exons. Lineage: Eukaryota; Metazoa; Chordata; Lepidosauria; Squamata; Varanidae. Gene Ontology annotation, biological process: myofibril assembly; muscle contraction; pointed-end actin filament capping.